Messenger RNA from Exophiala xenobiotica, 687 nucleotides. RefSeq lists its product as uncharacterized. The transcript has a single exon. The record is from RefSeq and is a predicted model, not a curated record. NCBI's taxonomy places the organism in Eukaryota, Fungi, Ascomycota, Eurotiomycetes, Chaetothyriales, Herpotrichiellaceae. The coding region runs from base 1 to 687 and encodes 228 amino acids.
AUGCAUGUCCACUUCUUUCCAAUUGCGCUAUCAAUCGUAGGCGCAUUUGCGAUAUGGCCUCAGCCUACUGAACUGUCAACCGGAACCCAAGUUCUAUGGCUAGAUCCUGCUCUCAAGGCCGUUCUCCAUUGCAAUGAAGCGGAAUAUGUUCUACCUACUCGUGGCCGCGAAUGGUUGAUGAAUAGUCUGUCGGACUUGGUAAAGAGCGGCUUCCAGUCUCCCCGGGUCUGGUUUGACCAGUUUCUAUUAUUUUCAGGGCACAACAAUUGGCACAGCACUACAGAAACUCUCUCCGAGAGCUCUAUCCUGCGUACGGCCACCUUCAGAACCAUCAACUCGAUCCAUCGCUCAACUUUCGUACCCUGGAAGCUGCACAAACGGAACUCGAGCUUCGACCCAGAUGCUGAUAUUCCCGGCCAUCAUCUCUCAGUCCUGCAAAUUCGACAAAACAAUUGUCCUACCUCAGGAGAGCUUCAUCCACCUGCUUUCUUUGCCGGAGAUGAGUCCUAUGAGGUAAACAUCGACAAUGGAACGGCCAUAUUGAGGUCCAAUAGCACUAUGGGCAGCCUUCGAGCUUUGGAGACCUUCCGCCAGCUCUUUUACGCACAUUCGACUUUUCCGGAGCCUACAGUCCUCACGUACCCCUUCAAAUCGCAGAUCGUCCAAGGUGGCGACACCGAGGGUUGA